CUCAGAGGCUUUGCCUUUCAGUCUGUUUAGUAGGUGCUAUAAUACAAUCAGUUGAAUCAGACAGACGACAAAACGUGGCCACAUUAAACAGAUCUUUUACAAAUGUGGCUUGAAGUGCUGGCCCUGUCCGUGUUGAGCGUUGUGCUGCUCUGCACUUGCUUCGAUUCCCUGAAUCAUUGCUAUCUGCGGCUGCUCGAGCAACUCUUCGAGUACACCUCGCAGCAGCUUGAAAGGGCACGUUGCCAGAAGCUCAAGUUGAAGUCAAAGCCUCGCCAGGAACUGCAACUGCAACGUGGAGUCAAGGAGCUGAAUCAGCCGGCGGAGAUGUUGCCAGUUGUUGGACAAAAGCUGCGGAUGCCACACAAGGAUGCGUUGAAUGCAAGGAUCGAGCAGUGCUGUGAUGUGCUGGCGGACGGACUGCGUCUAGUGUUGGAGGAUGAGGUGACACCGAGAUUUGCGGCAGCUGCUCCGGCACCGGGUGAGUGGAAUCUGUUGACACGCAAUCUGCGCCAUCGCAAGAGGCAUCUCAACUGGCGACUGUACAUGCUUUGGCUGCUUGGAUUAAUCCUGCGCUACACGCUGCUGGUGCCAUUGCGAACACUGGGCUGCUCCAGCUGCCUGUUGCUGGUGACGCUGGUCACCGGUCUGCUCGGCCAGCUGCCGGAGUGGAGCUUUAAGCGGCGACUGGUGCACAUGGCACUGCGACCCUGCUUCCGACUCACCACAUGGUGCAUUCCAGUGGUGCGACGCAUCCACAAUCUGCAGCAUCUGCCCCGCAGCGGCAUCUGUGUGUGCAACCACACGAGUCCCCUGGACGUCCUGGUGCUCAUGUGCGAUUGCCACUAUUCCCUGACCGGCCAGCGGCACGACGGCAUCCUCGGUCUCAUCCAACGUGCCCUGGCCAGGGCUUCGCCACAUCUGUGGUUCGAGCGGCGGGCGCUGGGGGAGCGUGAGUCAUUGGGAUUGGUGCUGCGCCUGCAUGCGACUGGGCGGACCAGGCCACCCAUCCUGCUGUUCCCGGAGGGCACCUGCAUCAACAACACGGCCGUCAUGCAGUUCAAGAAGGGCAGCUUCGCCAUCUGCAAUGUGGUGUAUCCCGUUGCCGUGCGCUAUGAUCGACGCUUUGGCGAUGCCUUCUGGGACAGCACGCGCUGCUCCAUGAUGCGCUACAUUUUGAUGGUCAUCUCCUCGUGGUCCAUCAAGUGCGAUGUCUGGUACAUGCCCGCCCUCAGGCGACGACCAAACGAAACGGCUAUUGACUUCUCGAACCGCGUCAAAGCCGCCAUCGCAGCUCAGGCCGGCAUCGAGGAUCUACCCUGGGAUGGCAAUCUCAAGCGCUGGAAUCCCGUGCGUGAUUGGUAAUCGAUGCUAUAUACAUACAUGUCAUUUAUUCACAAUUAAAUAAAGUCAAGUGUAGACACUGAG
Molecule: messenger RNA, 1425 nt
Organism: Drosophila innubila
Lineage: Eukaryota; Metazoa; Arthropoda; Insecta; Diptera; Drosophilidae
Product: glycerol-3-phosphate acyltransferase 3
Exons: 2
Coding region: 103-1362 (419 amino acids)
Biological process (GO): triglyceride biosynthetic process
Cellular component (GO): endoplasmic reticulum
Molecular function (GO): glycerol-3-phosphate O-acyltransferase activity
Source: RefSeq, a predicted model, not a curated record